Coffea arabica (coffee) is the source of this 1996-nucleotide messenger RNA. Its product is annotated as pantothenate kinase 1-like. NCBI's taxonomy places the organism in Eukaryota, Viridiplantae, Streptophyta, Magnoliopsida, Gentianales, Rubiaceae. The record is from RefSeq and is a predicted model, not a curated record. Gene Ontology annotation, cellular component: cytosol; nucleus. Gene Ontology annotation, molecular function: ATP binding; pantothenate kinase activity. Gene Ontology annotation, biological process: coenzyme A biosynthetic process.
UGGAUGUUGGGUCAUCACGCCAUCGUUUUCUCUGUACUAUAUCCAAUUAGUGUUAGGUAGAGUCCGCAUUCGAGUUUGGUAACCCAACUUAAAACAGAACAAAUUGCUUUAUGCAUGCCUUAUAUAUAUAUAUAUAUAUAUAUUUCCCAAAUCCGUGGAGAAUUGAUCAGGGAUAGAGCAGAUUGAGCUGGUGGCAGAUCAUAAGGGAAUUUUGAUUCUUGACUCUGUUUAAAAUGGAUAGAAAUGGAGUAACUGAAGGAGAAUUCGAGGAGAGAGGGAUGAACAAAUGUGCCGAACAAGUAUCACACCUGGCUCUUGAUAUCGGAGGCUCCCUCAUCAAGAUGGUGUACUUCUGUGGAGAAAAUAGUGGCUCAGAGCAUCAACAGGGAAUUUUGUCUUCAAAGGAAAGUUGUGGACUUUCUAAUGGAAAUACAAAUUGCUCAGUCCUCGGAGGAAAGCUUCACUUUCGGAAGUUUGAAACAAGCAAGAUCAAUGAGUGCCUAGAAUUUAUGUCUUCCAAGCAAUUUCAUCGGAAUGGUGAGGAUUGUCAUGGGGCUUCUGUAAGUGAGAAGAAUAUCAUAAAGGCUACAGGAGGUGGGGCUUUUAAGUUUGCUGAUCUCUUCAAAGAAAAGCUUGGAAUGACUCUGGACAAGGUUGAUGAAAUGAAUUCUCUUGUUGCUGGUGCAAAUUUUUUGCUUAAGGCAGCCAGCCAUGAAGCUUAUACAUACAUGGAUGGUCAGAAGGAGUACGUGCAGAUUGAUCAGAAUGAUUUAUACCCUUAUCUCCUUGUCAAUAUUGGGUCCGGUGUUAGCAUGAUCAAGGUUGAUGGAGAUGGGAAAUUUGAGCGAGUUAGUGGAACUAGUGUUGGAGGUGGCACCUUCUGGGGGCUGGGAAAACUUUUGACGAAGUGCAAGAGCUUUGAUGAAUUGCUGGAGUUGAGUUAUUCUGGUAACAACCGAGUAAUAGAUAUGCUUGUUGGAGACAUCUAUGGUGGAAUGGACUAUUCCAAGAUUGGACUUUCUUCCACAGCAAUUGCUUCUAGCUUUGGAAAGGCAGUUUCCGAAGAUAAAGACCUUGAAGAGUACAAACCUGAAGAUGUGGCACGGUCUCUCUUGAGAAUGAUUUCAAACAAUAUUGGACAGAUUGCUUACUUGAAUGCUCUUCGUUUUGGACUGAAGCGAAUAUUUUUCGGUGGGUUUUUCAUUCGGGGUCAUGCUUACACGAUGGACACAAUUUCUGUGGCAGUCAAUUUCUGUUGCUGCAACGCUGCAAGAAGCUCCGUCGUUAGGGAAGUGUUCAUUGUUUCUCAUGAAUGUACUUCUUGCAGGUCGAAUCAUUAUUGUUUCUCAUGAAUGGACUUCCUGCAGGUCGAACGGUGAGGCAAAAGCAAUGUUUUUGAGACACGAGGGUUUUCUUGGAGCUUUGGGAGCAUUUAUGAGUUAUAGGAAGGACGGUUUUGCUGAUUUGAUGGCCCAUCAUUUAGUGGAACAAGUCCCAACGAAACCUUCACGGAAUGCUGGAGGCGGCCUAAACAACAGUAAAAUACUCAAAGAUGGAAAUGAGAACAUUAGUAUAGAAUGCACCAUGCAACUGAGCAAUUGAGUUGUUAGAGCAGUUUCUGGAAAGUGGUACGCUGGAGGCGGCCUAAACAACAGUUCAAUACUCAAAGAUGUAAAUGUGAACAUUAGUAUAGAAUGCACCAUGCAACCGAGCAAUUGAGUUGUUAGAGCAAUUUCUGAUGUACCCAAACAAAAAAAGGAAAAGAAGAAGGCAAUUGUCGUUGCUUGAUUAGUCCAUCCAGGAUCCCCAAAAAUUACAGCUUUCCAAGUUUUUUUUUAUUAUUAUAGUUAUGUAGUCAGUUCUGUAAUAAUAGAGUAGAUGUUAGAAGGGGGCGCUGACAAACAUCAUAUUAAAAGAUAUGACUGGUCUGUUUUGUUAAAUCUUGUAAUCAUUAAUGUAGUUUUGCUACUUAUUUAUUUUAUUUAAUAAUUAAAUG